Cyclospora cayetanensis is the source of this 1842-nucleotide messenger RNA. Its product is annotated as adenylyltransferase and sulfurtransferase MOCS3. Gene Ontology annotation, biological process: protein urmylation; tRNA wobble position uridine thiolation. The transcript has 9 exons. The record is from RefSeq and is a predicted model, not a curated record. Bases 1 to 1842 code for a protein of 613 amino acids. Gene Ontology annotation, molecular function: thiosulfate-cyanide sulfurtransferase activity; URM1 activating enzyme activity; nucleotidyltransferase activity. Lineage: Eukaryota; Apicomplexa; Conoidasida; Eucoccidiorida; Eimeriidae. Gene Ontology annotation, cellular component: cytoplasm.
AUGGAGAGCUUGCCAGCUGAGCGAACGUCUCCCUCCCUUCCGGAGGGGGCGUUGUUGAUUCUCGCCGGGGGGGCCCUUGGCUUUGCUGCUGCGCACGCGCAUGCUUCUGCCGCUGCCGUGUGGCGGCUGGCGCGCCAAGCCUGCGGACUGUACACGGAGGAAGGCCCAAAGUCAUCUUCCCCCAGCAGCAAUAGCGGCGAUUGCGCAAGCGAAAACGACAACACCAGCAGCAGCAGCGGCACAGAGGCUAUAGGCUUCCAGCCGUUGUUUGUUGAUGCAGGAGCCAUGGUGCAGAAGCGGCGACCGUGCCUCCUGCGGCUGGCAGUAGAAGCGUCGGCUACAGCCGAGAAAGGGGCAGCAGCAGUUCGUGCAGAGGGCUGCUCGUUUCUGUGUCUUCUUUCGAGUCGCCAGAUACACAGGCAUGGGAGGCAACUGCUGCUGCCUUCCUGGGGGAUAGAGACUCAGAGACGCGUGGCUUCCUGUAGAGUGCUCCUGGUCGGCGCAGGGGGCCUGGGGUGUCCAAUUGCCCUCUAUCUCACGGGAGCUGGAAUAGGGCAUUUGACGAUUGUAGAUGGAGAUGUUAUAGAUGCCACAAAUCUGCACAGACAAGUAUUCUUCAAGGAGGCUGACGUGGGGAACAGCAAAAGCCUAGUCCUUGCGCGGGCCUGCCGAGCUUUAGAUUCGCAGGGUUCAGUUUCUGCAGUAGAGGCCUUUGUGAACUGCGAAGUCGCUGGCAGCCUUGUCCAGAAGCACGACAUUGUCAUUGACGCUACCGACAAUCGGGAGGCGAGGUAUCUGCUGAGCGAUGCAUGCGUCCUCGCUAAAAGGCCCCUCGUCUGUGGCAGCGCUAUCAAGAAGGAGGGGCAGGUGGCCGUGUACAACUGGCGGGGGGGCCCCUGCUACAGGUGCCUCUUCCCCCCGCAAGUGGGCAGUGCCGGGGAGUCUAUAGGGGGGGCACCAACUACCAAAGACGAAGGAGCAUGCGACACCCACGGGGUGCUGGGCCCCGUUCCGGGCCUUAUUGGCCUUAUGCAGGCUCUCGCCGCACUGGACAUUGCAGCGUCUCCUGCCCUCGAACAGGGUGCUGGGACAGACACCGGAGCCCUUCAUGCCUCCCGCAUGUACACCUAUGACGGGGAUGACGCACAGAAGCCGUGGCGAUCUUUUGCCAUCCGUGGAAGGCAGAAGACAUGCAUUGGUAAGGCCUCCACGGGGCCUCAUUGCAGAGAGACAGUGUUUGCGCCUCAUUCUUGUGCUGGGAUGUUCGCCGCAGCGUGUGGCAGCAGUCCUACGAUUACUGCCUUAAAGCCGCGUCCAGAGUACACCGCUGUUUGCUGGUACCCUCCAGUGCCCCCGUCGCGCCGUAUGCAGGCUCACGACUUCGCCUCGCGGUUGGCGCUGUGGGAAAGAGUCUGGCAGCUCCCUCCACUGUCAUUUGCUGCAACGUUGCUUCGGCAGGCAGCGGCAGCUGCACAAGCUCACAUGAUGGUGCUGAUCGAUGUGCGGCCCCGUACUCAGUUUGUAGUUGCACACCUUCCAUACUCUUUGUCUUGGCCUCUAGACGACCUCCUUAGCUACGUUCAGUGGAGGCAGCAGCUGACUGCAGAGACAAGGGCCCCCUUCUCCUCUCUCUCCUUCGUGUUCAUCUGCCGGAGAGGUAGGGACUCUGCGAUAGCCACAGAGGCCGUGCAUGGUUUGCUUGUGGGUACGAAGGAUCCCCCUGAAGGGCAUCCACCGAGCACUUCCCCCUUCAAAAUUAGCGAUCGUGUGAACGCGCUGAAUCUGCAUGGAGGCUUAGAGGCCCUCGUAAAGGAGGGUCUUAUUCGAAUGCCCGUUCCCUAG